CUAUUUUAUAAAUACUCAAAGAGUAAAAGGAGUUUUUACUAAUUCAGAGAUGAUCAUUACAAGGGCCAAAUGGCCGAAAUAUAUAAGGAGGGGAGAGGAGGGAAAACACACAAUAUAAUGAAUGCAAAUACAAGGAACCUUCCUACAUCCCUUUAUCAUUCACUAGCUUCCAAUCUUGAGUUGAUAAGGGCUGAUUUUGUUUGACUUUUGUCUUGGCUUUGGAGCUGGCUUUGUCUGUCCUGUUGUGGAGGCAAAAAUCACAAAGAAUGAAAUCCUUUGAUGAUUGUGGUGGAUAUUCUGGCUAAAAAGAGGGGACAAACAAAGAUGGGUGAUGGAUGGUGUAUUGGCCUUAUAUUCUUGGUCAUAUGAGGUGACUGAUUUAGUAGGUGGUGUAUCAACAACAACUCAAAUGUCCCUUGGCUUUUUGUGGUUGUUUAUUCAGCCCUAGUAGGGAACAUAAAGGGGACAAGAAUGGGGAAUAUCUUGGUUGAUGUUGUGUUGGGAUAAUGAGGGAUAUUUGGCCUGGGAUUUAUAGAAAAGGAUAGAAGAUGCUCUGUACACAAUCAUCCAAUUCAGGAAGGAGCUAUGCUUGACAAGAUAGCAUGUUGUGAGCCAUUUACAGGUCCGUGUUAUUCUUCAAAUUCUGUUAAUGAGCAAUAUUUUCUGCAUUUUUUAAUUUUGAUUCCAAAUUUCCUAAAUCGGAUUUCCUUUUCCUUUGUUUAUCGAUCGAUACCGAGGCAAAAAGUUGUUAUUCCACAAUCUGCAUCAAUAGCCAGCCAAACCAAGAAAGCAGUCAUCGGCCUAAUCUUCUACAAAUGUCUGUUUGGGAUUGAAUCUCUUUUUGAAAGCACAAUUGCCAAGUCUCCUUCCUUCUUAAAGGGAUUUCAAUCGAAGGCAGAAAUAGCACAACUCGGAAUUUCAAAUUUUGAGAUCGGAAUAGGUAAUUUCCAUUUGUUUCUGGAGAGGUAAAUUGGAUCUCAAUUAGUUCGGACAUGGUGCAAUCGGUUGAUUUUCUAAGAAUUUCAGAGUAAUUUUGUUCAUUUUCUUUAACCUCUUUUACACUUUGUCUCUGUAAAGUGUUGGAUUUGGUAGGAGUGUUUAUUAUAUUAAUAGUGAUAUUCAGAGUCUAGGCAUGGCGCCCAUCAUCAGGGGUUCAAUUAGCAAAAAAAUAGGGAUUUGUAUUCCAGUCCAAAAUCUAACGUGUAAGGCAGGUAGUUGCUGUAUGAUCAAGGUUCCGGCUCUUGCAGCUGUGGGAUGCUUCUAACAUGCUGUUGAUUGACGAGGAGGUAGUAGUAUGUUUUAUUUGGGAUACUGCUUUGAUGACCGACCAGCUCUCCGCAGAGAUGAAGUCUUGGACACCACCCCGUCGCACCUGAUCCUCCUCGCACUUAGGCUUCUCAAAUGUGUUUCAUGUAUGGUGGUGAUUCAUACUUCUUGAAUCUUAUUAAAACUCCAGGUCAUGUAGAUUUUUCGUAUGAGGUGUCCAAACACCAAAUUGUAUAAGGCAGACAGUCUUUGAUGCAGUGGCGUGGAAUUAUUAAUCUGUAACUGUUAUUGUUGAUGCAACGGCUGCUGCAACAUGUGAAGUACAUGCUUGCUUUCCCAAAGCCUUCGUCAACGGAUCCGCGAUAUUGUCGUCUGUACCUAUCUUGCAAAUCUCAACGUCCCCACGUGCAACGAUUUCUCGUAUGAUGUGAUAACGUCUAACGAUGUGUUUGGUCUUCUGGUGAGACCGAGGUUCUUUCGCUUGUGCAAUUGCCCCAUUGUUGUCGCAAAACAACGGUAUAGGGUUCUUGAUGCUAGGAACCACUCCAAGCUCAGUAAUAAAAUUCUUGAGCCACA
Messenger RNA from Cuscuta campestris, 1842 nucleotides. The record is from the annotation of a GenBank genome assembly. Lineage: Eukaryota; Viridiplantae; Streptophyta; Magnoliopsida; Solanales; Convolvulaceae.